CUUGUGCGAAAGCGCCAGUAAGCGAGGGGCUUGGCAGUAUAAAAACGGAAGUGAAGGCCUAGGAUUCAACAUUGUUACACUGGAUCUGUCCCACCUCAGUACUGUCUAGAGCAACCCCACAGUGGAAAGAGCAACCAUGAACACUCAGCAGAUGGAGCAGAUGGGACAGUUCAAAAUCACUGUCUGGGAGGAGGAGAACUUCCAGGGCAAGCGUUGUGAGUUCAUGCUGGAGUGUCAGAACAUCAUGGAGAGGGGAUUCCACAAAAUCCGCUCUAUCAAGGUUGAGAACGGACCCUGGGUAGGAUACGAGUAUCCUGAGUUCCAGGGCCAGCAGUUUAUCCUUGAGAAGGGAGACUACCCACGUUACGAGGCUUGGAGUGGAAACUGCAGUUACAGAACGGAGCACAUGCUUUCCUUCAGACCUAUUAAGUGUGCUAACCACAGUGACAGCAAAGUGACUCUGUACGAGUGUGAAGACUUCCAGGGACGCAAGUUCGAGAUGUGCGAUGACUACCCCUCCCUACAGGCAAUGGGCUGGUGCAGCAAGGAGGUUCCCUCAAUGAAAGUCAACUCUGGAGCCUGGGUGGCCUAUCAGUUCCCCGGUUACCGUGGCUACCAGUACAUCCUGGAGAGGGACAGACGCCAGGGAGAGUACAGAUGCUACAAUGAGUACAGCACCCAGGCUCACACCUGCCAGGUCCAGUCUAUCCGCAGAAUCCAGCACCACUAAGUCCACCCGACACUUUAGUCCAGGCGGCUAUCCUGUACUGACCAUGCUAUGACAUGUAUUAAAAUAGGCAAUAAAGGCUUUAUUCAAACUAUGGAAACAGAGUGCUUGUGGCAAUUCCUUCCUUUUUGUUUUGAAUGGCCUCCUCUUGAUCAGGACUUCGAGCUACCUGUAGAACAGCCCACAAAGCCCACAAGUGAACCACAAAAGCAUUUUAUGAUAUGACUGAUGCAUCAAUAGCCUAAAUAACCUAGGGUAAAUACCACCUUUCUGUUAGGAUAGGAUGUAUAUUGUUCUUGUCAGAUUGUAUCAUAUUUCCAAUAAACAAGAGCACGAGAUCA
Esox lucius (northern pike) is the source of this 1068-nucleotide messenger RNA. RefSeq names its product crystallin, beta A2b (gene cryba2b). Gene Ontology annotation, molecular function: structural constituent of eye lens. NCBI's taxonomy places the organism in Eukaryota, Metazoa, Chordata, Actinopteri, Esociformes, Esocidae. Bases 137 to 730 code for a protein of 197 amino acids. Gene Ontology annotation, biological process: visual perception; lens development in camera-type eye. The transcript has 5 exons. The record is from RefSeq and is a predicted model, not a curated record.